UAGAAAUAUCCACUUUAUUUAUACAGCUUACUGCAUGACAUAUGAAGAUAUAUGAACACAUGGUCGACAGGUAAUGGGGAGUUAAAUUUUUCCCAGUGAUGGUCAUUCUUAUGAGCAUUAAACAUGCUGUGUGCUCCCUUUGCAUGAUGUUGCAUGUUUGUUCAGGGCUUUGUGGCCAGGGUAUGAAUGCUGGCUCACUUUGGCUAUUGUUCUGUGCCAGCGAGGGGGGGGGUUGGUGGCAGCGAAUUAGUGCUGAGUGUUUAACAGUGUGACAUGGUGGUGUGAAUCAGCUGCAGUAUCUCUCAUUGUGACACUGUGACCUCAGUAGAUGGGUCCCUCUCGGCAGUCCAUAUCACCGUACCACCUCAAAGGCAUGGAGUGUGAGUAGCGAUCACCUGUCAAAAUGCAGGAAUCUGCCCUGACCAUGGAUGGGUACUGUAACAACGUACCAGCCUUCCUCACCAAGCUGUGGACGCUAGUUGAAGACCCUGAAACCAACCACCUUAUUUGCUGGAGUGUGAAUGGAACCAGUUUCCAUGUCUUUGAUCAAGGAAGAUUUGCCAAGGAAGUCUUACCCAAGUAUUUUAAGCACAACAACAUGGCCAGUUUUGUGAGACAGCUGAAUAUGUAUGGAUUCAGGAAAGUGGUGAAUAUUGAGCAGGGUGGGCUAGUGAAACCAGAAAGAGAUGACACAGAGUUUCAGCAUCUCUACUUCUUGCAAGGGCAUGAACAUCUCCUGGAGCACAUCAAGAGGAAGGUAUCUGUUGUGAAGAGCGAGGAGACAAAGCUUCGACAUGAAGAUGUGAGCCGACUGCUGUAUGAAGUCCAGUCCCUACGGGGACAGCAAGAGAACACAGAGUGCCAAAUACAAGACAUGAAACAGCAGAAUGAGGUCCUAUGGAGGGAAGUUGUCUCCCUCAGACAGAACUACUCACACCAACAGAAGAUAAUCAGUAAGUUAAUCCAAUUUCUGUUUGGGCAGCUGCCUCCCGGGCCCACCAGCGCUGGAAUAAAGAGAAAGAUUCCUCUGAUGUUGGACGAUGGAAACUCUGCACUCCCACUUUCCAAAUUCAGUCGGCACCUUCCUGUGGAUUCCCUCCAUGACCCAUAUUACAUCCAAUCACCAAUGGCAGAUCCUGCCUCUUCAUUAGGCAGCUCUACAGUCAGUGCUGGACCAAUCAUAUCUGAUGUUACAGAGACGGCAUCCAGUAGCACAGCAACUGCCCCAUCCACCGCCGAUGGGGAAAGGGAGAAGUGCCUUCUGCUGAUUAAAGAAGAACCCAUUAGUCCAGGAGUGAAGGCAACUGCAGAUCCAGACAUCUCCCUGAGCAAUUGCAAUUCUUGCUCUGACCCACCUGUUCUUCCAGUGGCAAUGGUCCAGUCAAUACUGGAAGGGAAGGAAAGCUGCAGCUCACCCCAGGCAUCCGUAUCUCAGCAGCUGGAAGGACAGGGUCGAAGGAAUCCACUGGAGAGGUCGGACAUCUCAGAUCCCUUGGAUGGAGCCGAUGUCAGUCUGGAGGGUCUACAAAUGCUUCUCAGAAGUCAUCAUUAUAACCUGGACUCAUCUACUGUCCUGGAUAUGUUCAGCACUGGUCUUUGUGUGAGUGAAUGGAGCCUUCCGACAAUGGACACCAGUCUAUCACAGGUGCAGCAACUCUCGGUUGGUUUAGAGAAGAAUGUGGCUGAGUUGCCGCCAAAGGGCCUCAAUCCCGCAUUCAGCUCUUCCUGUCAAGGCAAAAAUUCUGAUCUUGAGAGCUCGGCUCCUUUCCUUUCAGAGGAGAUGGUGAAUCUUGCCGGAUCAUCGGCUCUGUUUGCCGCAGAAGACGGUGUGGUUUCCUAUCUCUCUACAGGGGUAAUUCCAGGAGAUGCGUCGUUGGACCUACACCCUACAGAAGAAAGGAACGAGUGACAUCAUAGGGCUGACCAAACUGCAUGGAGAAACUAGAUUGGCUUUGCACAGGGGUACUGCAUGUUCAAGGAUGAAAAUGAACCUUCUGCAAUUUAUGGUUAAACAAGGUUUCUCUAUAGACCUAGGUCUGCUAUGUUAAUUAACGGGUCU
Spea bombifrons (plains spadefoot toad) is the source of this 2059-nucleotide messenger RNA. It is a transcript of the gene HSF4, whose product is annotated as heat shock transcription factor 4. The coding region runs from base 404 to 1909 and encodes 501 amino acids. NCBI's taxonomy places the organism in Eukaryota, Metazoa, Chordata, Amphibia, Anura, Pelobatidae. Gene Ontology annotation, biological process: regulation of DNA-templated transcription. The transcript has 13 exons. The record is from RefSeq and is a predicted model, not a curated record. Gene Ontology annotation, molecular function: DNA-binding transcription factor activity; sequence-specific DNA binding.